Wallemia mellicola CBS 633.66 is the source of this 2136-nucleotide messenger RNA. RefSeq names its product methylenetetrahydrofolate reductase. Gene Ontology annotation, biological process: tetrahydrofolate interconversion. Gene Ontology annotation, molecular function: FAD binding; methylenetetrahydrofolate reductase [NAD(P)H] activity. Lineage: Eukaryota; Fungi; Basidiomycota; Wallemiomycetes; Wallemiales; Wallemiaceae. The record is from RefSeq and is a predicted model, not a curated record. Bases 1 to 1914 code for a protein of 637 amino acids. Gene Ontology annotation, cellular component: cytosol. The transcript has 7 exons.
AUGAAAAUAGUUGAGAAAAUAAACGAAUCAAAAGAUAAUAAAACACCUUUCUUUAGUUUAGAAUUCUUUCCUCCGAAGACUGACCAGGGUUUCGUUAACCUCAAGAGUCGUUUGCAGAGAUUAUCACUUCUCAAACCUGGCUUCGUCUCUGUAACUUGGGGUGCAGGUGGUAGUACAGACGAGCGGUCACUCGAGUUGGCAGCAGUAGCACGUGAUUUAGGUUUAGAUGUACUUUUACACCUCACUUGCACGAAUAUGGAAAAGUCACGCCUCAGUUGGGCACUCGAUAAAGCCAAAGAACUCGGUAUCGAUAACAUUCUCGCAUUGAGAGGUGAUCCACCACGUGGACAUGAGUAUUGGGUUGAGAGUGACAAAAACCUUAGUCAUUCUUCAGAUCUUGUCAAGUUUAUUAGGGAUAAUUAUGCUGAUAACUUCUGCAUUGGUGUAGGAGCUUACCCAGAAUCUCAUAAAGAUUCAUCAGAUGCAGCACAAGAUUUAAAAUACCUCAAAUUAAAACAGGAUUUAGGCGCUGAUUUCGUUAUCACUCAACUCUUUUAUGACUCAGAUGCUUACCUCAAUUGGUUAGAUAAAUGUCUCGAUAUUGGUAUUAAGAUUCCUAUCAUUCCUGGUAUUAUGCCUAUACAGAAUGUACCUAGUCUUCGUAGAUUAGCUAACCUCUGCGGCGCACAUAUUCCAUCAGUGAUAUCUGAUCAUUUGGAACCAAUAAAGAACGAUGAUGCUCUUGUCAAGGAUUAUGGUGUCGAACUCUCAACCUCGAUGGUUCGUCAACUAAUCGAUAAAACUAACAGUCAGAAAGAAAAAUAUGGCAAUCUCGCUAUUUCUGCUGCUCAUUUCUGUACUCUGAAUUUGGAAAAGAGUGUGAGAAGAAUCUUAGCAAACUUGGACUGGUCUAGUGGACUUGACGCUUCCAGCCUUGAACCAAAUGGUUUGACACACAAUACGACGACAGGUGCCGUAGAACCUGCUCGCCUUGGUAACAGAUUGGUAGCAGAGAAUGGUAUCUCCCAUGGCCAUACAGCCGAUGGACCACCACCACUCAGCAUAACUGCUCAUGAAGCAGCUGUCAGAGCCUUACAUGCCCUCAAACAUCACCCUCCUUCAGAAGAUUCCGGUUUACCUUCAUCGAAUAAGACAUCCUCAGGUGGUAACAGUCUUUGGGAUGAAUUCCCUAACGGUCGUUAUGGUGAUAUAAGAUCACCAGCUUAUGGUGAACUAGAUGGUUGGGGUGCCUCACUCAAACUUUCAUCACAAAAUGCUCUCAAACAAUGGGGAUACCCAGUUGAAGUUUCAGACAUUAACGAAAUCUUUAAGAAAUAUAUCAACGGUCAAGUAGCAAGUUUACCAUGGUUUGAAGAGAAUUUAGAUCCUGAAUCUAAUUCUAUAAAGGAUUAUUUGUUUAGAUUAGCUGAGAAAGGUUGGUGGACUGUUGGUUCUCAACCUGCAGUUGACGCCGUUGAAUCUUCUGAUCAAAUAUUCGGUUUUGGUCCAAAGAAUGGAUGGAUUUUCCAAAAAGCGUUCGUUGAAUUCUGGGUUCCUGAGCAUGAACUUGAGGGAUUGUGUAAAAGAUUAGAUGGUUGGAAAGAUGGGGGUUACUACGCAGGUAAUGCGAAGGGAGAAAUGAAGACCAAUUUCUACGAAGAUACCAUUAAUGCCGUCACUUGGGGUAUUUUCCCAGGACAAGAGGUUGUACAGACUACCAUCAUCGAAGAUGUAUCCUUUAAUGCUUGGAGGGAAGAAGCAUUCGAAAUUUGGCUCGAAUGGUCAAUGCUCUAUAGUCCGAAGAGUGCAUCACAACAGCUGAUGAAGAAUGUCCACGAUAAUUACUGGUUAGUUAGUGUUGUGCAUCAUGAUUACAAGGAUACAAAUGGAUUAUGGGAAUUUUUGCUAUCAUAAGAAUUAAAAUGUAACAAUAAAUAGAACAAAUUUUGGAUUAAAUUAUGCAGGUAUGCAGAUAAUGAUCUUGAUUAAUUAAUUACUGUAUUGGCUUUCAAUUAUUUCUCCAACUAUCAAAGCUGAUUUAGGUUCUAUAUCUUGUGCUAUUGCAAAAUGCUUAGCUGCACCGGCAGCAUUGCCGAGUUGUCUGUAUACGCGACCAAGAAGGAGGUGCACAUUGAC